CCAAGAGAGCACAAGAUACCCUCAUCUGUUCCGAUAUGCCGAAUUCAAGCAGCUCCACAUCUUCCACAAAAAGCAUCCGGAGAGCUGCGUCUGAACUCGAGCGCUCCGAUUCCAUUACGUCUCAGAAGUUUGUGGGAAGGCGGCAGAGUUUGAUCGAGGAUGCGCGCAAGGAGCGCGAGGCGGCGGCGGCGGCGGCGGCGGAGGCUGCGGGACUCAGCGAGCAGAUCGUGUUUGAGGAGAGCGAUGGAAAAGCCUUGCUCAGUCUCUUCUUCUCUCUGAGGAGUUCAAAGAGUCCAGCGCUGUCCCGCACUCUUAAGGUUUUUGAGACAUUUGAAGCCAAGAUCCACCAUCUUGAGACCAGACCGAGCCGAAAACCGAAGGACGGUCUGGAGGAUCUGGAGUAUUACGUUCAGUGUAAGGUGCACCUGUCAGACGUGAGCACACUGGUCAGCUCUCUCAAGAGAAGCGCAGAGGACGUCAAAACCACUAAAGAGGUCAAAUUUCAUUGGUUUCCAAGAAAAAUCGCUGAACUGGAUAAAUGCCAUCAUCUCAUCAACAAAUUUGAUCCGGAACUGGAUCAGGAUCAUCCAGGAUUCACUGACCCCGUUUACAGAAAACGGCGGAAGAUGAUUGGAGACAUUGCCUUCAGAUACAAACACGGAGAACCGAUUCCCAGAGUGGAGUAUACGGAAGAGGAGAUCGAAACAUGGCGUGAGGUCUACUCCACCCUCAGGGAUCUGUACACCACCCACGCCUGCAGUGAACAUCUAGAGGCUUUCCGCUUACUGGAGAAACACUGCGGCUACAGUCCUGAUAACAUCCCUCAGCUGGAGGAUGUGUCCCGCUUCUUAAAAGAGCGCACAGGGUUUCAGCUGCGUCCGGUGGCAGGUCUACUCUCUGCUCGGGAUUUUCUGGCCAGCCUGGCGUUCCGUGUGUUCCAGUGCACACAAUACAUACGGCACGCUUCCUCCCCCAUGCACUCGCCUGAACCGGAUUGUGUCCAUGAACUUCUCGGACAUGUACCGAUAUUAGCUGACAGAACAUUUGCACAGUUUUCUCAGAGUAUUGGUCUGGCCUCUCUUGGAGCUUCUGAUAAAGAUAUCGAGAAACUGUCAACACUGUACUGGUUCACAGUGGAGUUUGGACUGUGUAAGCAGGCAGGGACGGUCAAAGCAUAUGGAGCAGGACUGCUCUCGUCUUAUGGCGAGCUGGUGCAUUCUCUCUCAGAUGAGCCAGAGCGACGGGAAUUUGACCCGGACACUGUAGCUGUUCAGCCGUACCAGGAUCAGACUUACCAGCCCGUCUAUUUUGUGUCUGAAAGCUUCUCAGAUGCUACAGAGAAACUGAGAGCAUAUGUGACCCACAUCAAGAGACCAUUUUCUGUGCGGUUUGACCCUUACACAGACAGCAUAGAAGUGCUGGAUAACCCACUGAAGAUCCAGCAGGGGCUGGAGACCAUUAAAGAUGAACUGAAGAUUCUCACGGAUGCCCUGAAUGUGUUGGCUUGAUUCUGUUGCGAGGAGCCAAUCAGCUGUCCUGUUCCUCUCUGCUUCAUGUGACAGUCUCAUUGUUAUGCUGUGCGUUUAUGUCUACAUCUGCUGCUACAGACGUUGUUGCUUUUAAAACGCUGAGUACCAACCUCAAAACCUCAAGUCGGUAGUUGAUUCCAGAAACCUUAAAGGGAUAGUUCACCUAAAAAUGAAAACUCUGUCAUCAUUUAUUCAC
This is a messenger RNA of Sinocyclocheilus anshuiensis, 1725 nucleotides long. It is a transcript of the gene th, whose product is annotated as tyrosine hydroxylase. The record is from RefSeq and is a predicted model, not a curated record. Gene Ontology annotation, biological process: dopamine biosynthetic process from tyrosine. Gene Ontology annotation, molecular function: tyrosine 3-monooxygenase activity; iron ion binding. The transcript is spliced from 13 exons. NCBI's taxonomy places the organism in Eukaryota, Metazoa, Chordata, Actinopteri, Cypriniformes, Cyprinidae. Gene Ontology annotation, cellular component: perikaryon; cytoplasm; axon. Bases 36 to 1508 code for a protein of 490 amino acids.